AUGUGUUUAGUUAUUGAAUUUUACAUCUUUCUUUUACGUCGUCUUUCUCAUUCUAUCCUCCUUUUUCUUUCCUUCUCAUUCUCCUUAACUUCCCUUUCUCUCUCUCUCUCUUUCUCUCUCACUCUCUCUCUCUCAUUUUCCCUUUUUAUUUAUUUACUUAUCUCUUUCUGUAUUUAUGUUUCUAUCUCUGAAUUAAAUUCAAUUUCAUAUUUUAUAUAUUCUUUCGUGCUUUCUUUCUUUGCUAUUUUCAUUCUUCCGUUUUUCUUCUUCCUUUCAUAUUUCAUUCGUACUUUUAUUCUUCCUUUGAUAUUUUCGUACUUUGUUCCAUUCGUAAUUUCUGAAAUUCGUACUUUCCUUCUUCCAUUCUUUCUUUCUUUCUUUCUUUAUUUCAUGCUUUCUUUCUUUUGUAUUUUCUUUCUUCCUUUUUUUCUUCUUUCUUUCAUACUAUAUUCGUACUUUCUUUUAUUCUUUCUUUGA
Acanthosepion pharaonis is the source of this 477-nucleotide messenger RNA. Lineage: Eukaryota; Metazoa; Mollusca; Cephalopoda; Sepiida; Sepiidae. The record is from the annotation of a GenBank genome assembly.